UUGCGGCUGCGCCCGGCCUUUACCUCACAGAGGCGUCGGCGCCGCCGCCUCCCCUCAGCGCCAGGCUGCGCGGCCCCGGCCCCCUGAGCGCGCGGCCCGCCCAGGUCGGUGUGCGGCGGGAGGGCGGCUCCGGCUCCUCGCUCCCUUCUCCCCGUUCUCGUCGCCGCACGCGCGGCUCCCUCGGGGCCGCCGUUUUCGGGCCGCGGGGCCCGGGGCGGCCAUGUCGGAGCAGCCGGGCCUGGCCCUGCAGCAGACCAUGGACAGAAGCUGCUGGGUUUGUUUUGCUACCGAUGAGGAUGAUCGGACAGCAGAGUGGGUGAGACCUUGCAGGUGCAGGGGCUCCACGAAAUGGGUUCAUCAGACUUGUCUACAACGCUGGGUGGAUGAAAAGCAAAGAGGAAACAGUACUGCUAGAGUUGCUUGUCCUCAGUGCAAUGCAGAAUAUUUAAUAGUAUUUCCAAAGCUAGGUCCAGUUGUUUACGUUUUGGAUCUUGCAGAUCGUCUGAUCUCAAAAGCAUGUCCAUUUGCUGCAGCUGGAAUAAUGGUGGGCUCUAUAUACUGGACAGCAGUUACAUAUGGAGCUGUGACAGUGAUGCAGGUUGUGGGUCACAAAGAAGGUCUUGAUGUCAUGGAGAGAGCGGAUCCUUUAUUUCUUUUGAUUGGACUUCCCACUAUUCCAGUAAUGCUAAUACUGGGCAAGAUGAUUCGUUGGGAGGACUAUGUGCUCAGACUGUGGCGUAAAUACUCUAAUAAACUACAAAUUUUAAACAGCAUAUUUCCAGGCAUUGGGUGUCCUGUUCCUCGUAUUCCAGCAGAGGCCAACCCUUUGGCUGAUCACGUCUCUGCUACACGUAUUCUAUGUGGAGCUCUAGUUUUCCCUACUAUCGCCACGAUAGUUGGCAAGCUGAUGUUCAGCAGUGUUAAUUCAAAUUUACAAAGGACAAUCCUGGGUGGAAUUGCUUUUGUUGCUAUAAAAGGAGCUUUUAAGGUUUACUUCAAACAGCAGCAGUAUUUGCGCCAAGCUCACCGCAAAAUCUUAAAUUAUCCUGAGCAAGAAGGUGCAUAAAGCUGUGAUCUUCUGAUGUCGUACAGUCUCACCUAACAGGUUUCCAUGUUCUAUUGGUUCCAUCAUUAUUGCACAGUAGUGGAGAAUUGUGAUAAGUUGCUGCUCCUAUUUUUUUUCUUUAAGUAUAAUAAAGCACUGUCAUGUGGCAGGGUAAAUCUUUUCAGAAACCACUGAACCUAAGAAUGUGAUUUGCUUUCAUUAUUUUUGGGUAUUUCUCUUGGGCAACAGGCUUCUGAAACAGGUUCUGAAACAGCCAACAUGCUGAAUGGGGGGGGGGGGGAAACAGCAUCAACUACAGAAUAAAAACAUUUUAAAUUGUGUAGUUAAUGUAGGCCUCAUCCGGAUGCCUUUUCUACUGUUUUCCUACCCAGGCUAUUGUCCAUUUCAGCACUUCACACAAUGAAGGGACUUUUUUUUUGUUUAGAAAAAGAAAUGUGAGUCAUUACUAAGGAGAAGUAAUUGUGGGGCAUCUGUCAAUAAAGAUUUCCUUGUUUUUUGCUGGUGUGAAACAGGGAGUGCGCAAUACUCAAAUGGCUGGCCAGAGACAGCAGAAGACAGGUAACUCUGCAGGACUUUUAUGUCAGCUUCAGUCACCUAAGUACUAGCUGUCAAAAUUAGCAUGGCUUCCAGGUGACUGUUACUGCUGAUCAUUUUUACUGUCCUCUUGUAUCUUCUGCAGUGCCUAGUGUCACUUUCUCAUGGCCUUUUUUUUAACUGUUUUGUAACUGGUACUGGAUAGCUUUUUUUUUUUUUUUUUUCCCUUCACAGUAAAGUAAUUACACAGGAAGUGAAUUUCAGCUGCUUAUUUUCUAGUUAAGUAUUAGAGCAAUUGUUUAGUUCUCAUGUUCCUUCUCAUUAUGUAAGCAUCUGUACAAGUGAAAAUCGCAGAAAUGUGAGGAAACAUUGGACACUAAAGCCCCAUUUAGAAGGAAGCUGUCAGUUUAAACUUCCAGAUCUGGGUGCACACAUCAGUUCCUGUGUAUGGACUAGGCUCUUCUCUGCCCAAGCCAGCUGUAGUGGAAGGAUAGCCAGGAACACUGGCUGGUGGAGGGUGACACUACACUUUGGGUCCCUAACUUGAGUAUAGUACAUACCAGCAGGUUAGACAGCUUAAGACAACUUGAACCCAUUCUGUAGAGAACAAAGGAUAAAUCUUAAACGUGUAAUAAGUUAAUUUAUUUAUACAGUAAGCUCUACUGUUACAGUAUGUUUGAAGUAGCCUGCUGAGGGAGACAUUAGCACUUCAGUUAUUUGAUGUAUUUAUAAACUUCAACAUAAAUUAACUGUUUUGCAAAGUUAAUUUUUGACAAACAUAGUAUGGCCAUUUAAUAUUCAUCCCAAACCUAGCCCAGAUUUAGUACCUGUGAAGUUUUCUUUACAACAAAAUAUUUGUUUUUCUCAGUUUACUUUCUUGUUCAUAAUAUUACAUGAAAUGCAUGGAGGCAGGUUUUAAAAAAAAAAAAAGACGAAAAAAAACUUGGUGGAAGUAUUCAUAAGUAAAUAUUUCUUUUCACCGGAAACGAAGUAAAUGCAGAGUGAACUUCAUAUUUGAUUGCAAUAAUGUAUCUUAAAGAAAUUCAAAAUAUGGUACCUUUUCUAUAGUAUGAUUUGUCUUAAAUAUUGAGAUGUAAUAUUUUAGAACUGUAUAAAAAUGUAUAUAAUGGCCACCUAGUAUUCAAAAAAACUACAGGUAUUGAAAAUUAUAUAUUCAAUCCAUAUCAAAUACUUCAAGGUUCUUGCUGUAACUGAAGAAUUACUAUAAUCUUGUAAGGCUGCUGAUUAUAUUUGUCUUAGUGGGCUCACUUUUAUAUAAACUUCAAAUGGAGUAGCAACCUCUGCAAGUUGCUGCUUUCUGUAAGAUAGUCUUGAAACAAUGUAAUACAUAUUUCUUACAGAAUUCCUCAUUUCGAGAAAACAGCUUUUCAGUGGUCUGUACUGUAUAUAUUUCCAGACAAUUUAUUACUGUUUUUUAAAGUUUCAUGAAGAAUUGAAUGAUGCAAAUUAGUGGUCUUGUAACUUGUUCUAUGGGAAAGGUCAUUGUCUUCACUGAAAAUUGUAAAAAAAAAAAAAAAAAAAAAAAAAAAAAACAAUUACAAAAAAUACUGUAUGGAUUAUAAAAUGAUUUAAACUGAGUAGCAGAUGGUCAUUACUUUGGUUACUAUGUUGUAAAUCUUGUUUUUGGUAUUGCAAAUUAUAGUUAUGUUGAAUUAGGUUGAAUAAAUAUUUUUUACACUC
This is a messenger RNA of Oxyura jamaicensis (ruddy duck), 3301 nucleotides long. RefSeq names its product membrane associated ring-CH-type finger 5 (gene MARCHF5). Gene Ontology annotation, molecular function: zinc ion binding. Bases 221 to 1066 code for a protein of 281 amino acids. The transcript is spliced from 6 exons. The record is from RefSeq and is a predicted model, not a curated record. Lineage: Eukaryota; Metazoa; Chordata; Aves; Anseriformes; Anatidae.